This is a messenger RNA of Pyrus x bretschneideri (Chinese white pear), 6406 nucleotides long. Its product is annotated as receptor-like protein EIX2. The record is from RefSeq and is a predicted model, not a curated record. Gene Ontology annotation, molecular function: protein binding. NCBI's taxonomy places the organism in Eukaryota, Viridiplantae, Streptophyta, Magnoliopsida, Rosales, Rosaceae. The transcript has 10 exons. Bases 125 to 3265 code for a protein of 1046 amino acids.
UCCGAUGACUUUCGUUUUCAGCUCUCCUACCUACAUCGAUAAUCUUUUCCUAUAAAUUCGAUAUCGUACUAAUUUUAGUAGCUAAACAUCUCACCAACAAAGCAAAAAAAAAUUGUGUGUAAUAAUGGAUAGCCAUUGUCACCUCAGUAUUGCUCACUAUUUGCUUCUUUUGCUUUUGGUCUCUUCCUGCAUGCAGAGUACUACUAAACUCUGUUUCUGUUUGGCUGGUGAUGAAAUUUCAAGCAGUGUGAAGACAAAUUCAUGCAUUGAGGAAGAAAGACAAGCGCUUCUCGUCUUUAAACAACAUCUUGUUGAUCAUUCUGGUAGGCUUUCGUCUUGGGUGGGUCAUGAUUGCUGCCAAUGGGAAGGUAUUUCAUGCAACAACAACACUGGUCAUGUCGUGAAGAUGGACCUCCGGAAUCCAUAUGACUUUUCUGACGAUGAUGAGUAUGAAGAGAGGAGAUAUGAAAAGAGGAGAAAUGCUUCUUUGGGAGGUAAGAUAAAUGCUUCUCUGUUGAGCUUGAAACAUUUAAAUUACCUGGACUUGAGCCAGAAUUCGUUUGAUAGCAUUCAAAUUCCUAAGUUCAUUGGGGAGCUUAAAAGUUUGCAAUAUCUCAAUCUCUCCUAUGUGUCAUUUAGAGGAGACAUUCCCUCUUCUCUUGGUAACCUGUCUAGCCUAAAUUUUCUUGAUCUCGGGUGGAGCGGGAAUGUGUUUGACUUAUCUUCCAAAAAUUUGAAUUGGCUUUCUCACCUCACUUCCCUGAAAUACAUUAAUCUCAAUGGCGUUGAUCUUAACAGCACAGGAGUCAGUUGGGCAUAUGAUAUUAACAUGCUUCCUUCAUUGUUAGAGUUACAUUUAUCUUCGUGCCAAAUUGAAAGCAUUCCACUCUCACUGCAGAGCAUUAACUUCCUUCCACUUUCACUACAGAGGAUUAACUUCACAUCACUGUUGGUCCUUGAUAUGUCGUCUAAUGGCAUUAAAAGUUCUUCAUUUCCCGGUUGGUUUUUUAAUCUUACCAACCUCGUAACACUUGAUCUAUCCGGGAAUGAUUUCAGCAAUUCUUUUCCAAGUGGAUUUUCAAACUUCAAAUCUCUGGAAAACCUUCAUUUAUCUGGUACAGGCUUAAAAGGUCAAAUUCCUAAAGUCAGUGGAAAUUUGUGCAAGCUAAAAGUCUUAAGUCUUUAUGGGAACAUCUUUGAUGGGGGGAUUGAAGAGUUUUGGAGGAGUCUCUCAAAUUGUCCAAGUAAUACAUUAGAGUCAUUAGAUUUGUCUAAUUGCGAGAUUGAAAGCCAAUUGCCGGUCUUUUUAGGAAUGUUUAAAAGUUUGCAAAAUCUCAACCUUGCAGAAAACCAUCUGUGGGGCUCAAUUCCAGAUUCCAUCGGAAACUUGUCGUCUUUGAGAACACUAAACCUCUUUUUUAAUACUUUGUCGGGCUCAAUUCCAGAUUCCAUCGGAAACUUGUCGUCCUUGAAAACACUAAACCUCAGAUAUAAUAAGAUGAACGGCUCAAUUCCAGAAAGUAUUGGACAACUCUGUGAGCUAGUUUCCCUACUUCUGUUUGGUAAUUCAUGGGAAGGCAUUCUAACGGAAGCCCAUUUCAUAAAUCUUACCAGAUUACAAGUUUUUGAAGUAGGAAAUAUAGACCGACCCAUGUCCCUCAGUCUCGACGGGGCUUAUGACAGGGUUCCUCCUUUCAAGCUCCGUAGAAUAUGGAUCAUAAAUUGUCAGAUAAAACUUGGCUUUUGGGUAUGGCUUCAAACUCAAACUAAACUGUCUAAUGUUAUCCUUCAGGGUAAUGGAAUCUCGGAUUCCAUACCAGAGGAAUGGUUGUUGAAGAUAUCUUCCCAACUUAGCGAUCUAGACUUGUCUUCCAACCACUUUCAUGGAAACUUUCCAUCCCAUUUGAAAUUUCCAAAUUCAAUGUCUAUUGAUUUGAGUCAUAAUCAGUUGGAGGGCCCUCUACCACUUUGGUGUUUCCCUAAUGUCGAUUUGCUUUAUCUAGAAGGCAAUUUAUUUUCUGGGCCAAUCCCCUCAAAUAUUGACCAAAUGAUGCCCAAGUUGGAAGAAUUGUUACUUGAUGAGAAUCAUUUGAAUGGCACUAUUCCUCCAUCUAUUUGUAAGAUGCAGAAGUUAAAAAUCCUGUCUCUAAGGAGCAAUCAGUUUUCGGGAGAACUCCCUCAUGCAUGGAAUAUGGAGAGCAUUAUGGUGUUUUUAGAUGUUGGUCAAAACAAUCUGUCUGGUAAGAUUCCCACUUCAUUGGGGGUACUACGUUCCCUGGAAAUUUUAAAGCUCAACGACAACAAUUUUGGCGGUGAAAUUCCUGAUGCCUUGCAAAAUUGUUCAAGUUUGAGGAGUAUUGAUCUUGGAGACAACAAGUUAUCUGGGAAAAUACCUCUAUGGAUAGGAGGGUCAAACGUAUCUAAGUUGUCUAGGCUACGAUUACGGUCCAACUAUUUUAGUGGAUGUAUUUCCCAGCAACUGUGCAAUCUUCAAGGCCUUCACAUCCUCGACCUUAGUAACAACAGCCUUUCAGGUACUAUUCCCAUGUGUUUGGAUAACUUAACUUCGCUAGUCAAUGAUGAUCCUUAUGAAGAAUAUUAUAAUGGGUAUGAGCAAGCCACACUGACACUAAAAGGAGAAGAACUUGUGUACAACACAACUCUGUAUCUUGUAAAGAGCAUUGAUCUUUCAUCAAAUAAUUUAAAAGGUGAAAUCCCUGAAGAAAUAAGCAGCCUCAUUAUGUUGGGCACCUUGAAUUUGUCCAUGAAUCAAUUAAUUGGAAAGAUUCCUUCCAAGGUCGGAAACUUGCGUUGGCUCGAAACUCUUGAUCUCUCACACAACCACCUUUCGGGACAAAUUCCUCAAAGCUUGUCAUCUUUAACCUCUUUGUCCCACCUAGACUUGUCUUACAACAACUUGGUUGGAAGAAUUCCUACUGGAAACCAACUUCAAACGCUCAAUUUUUCGUCCAUUUAUGUGGGCAAUCAAUGGUUAUGUGGAGUUCCUCUCUCAACUAAGUGCCCUGAAGAUGACACUUUUAUUGCUAAGGAUGCAAAGGAGGAGAAUGAAGAUGGAAAGGAUAAGUUGUGGCUCUAUGUCAGCGUGGUAUUUGGCUUUAUCGUAGGCUUUUGGGGCGUUUGCGGCACAUUGAUCUUAAAGACAUCGUGGAGGUAUGCCUAUUUUCAAUUCUUCGAUGACAUCAAAGAUAAGGUAGCACUGGCAAUUGCAUUGAAAAUGGCUCGUUUCAAAAUGUUUUUAUUUUGAAGUUGGAUUGUGCUAAUAUAUAAUGUGAUGUUUUUCUCUUUUUACUUUGUGUUUUGGUAUUUGCAACUUAUGUAUUAAAUAAAAAAAUGUUUCAGUAAGUGUUCCCACAAACAAUUAUGUAACGGUUAUCCAUUUAAUACAAGAAUUCUAUCUAGUUUGUACUUAUGAAUCGCAUAAUACAAUCUACCUAUGUAAUGUUGCAAUUUAACAAAAUAACAUUACGAAGUAGAUAAGUACACUUGUGUAUUCUUCUCUUUUACACAUGAAUGUCAUCCAACUCGGCGAGUGGUAGUCCACCUCUACCGCCUUCUCGAUGCUGCCAAAACCAUACAAAAAUGGGAGGAAGAAUUGGUGGUUCGAUAUCGUCGAGGGUUUUCUGGGAUUCCUGUUCCUUGCAGAGAGAGAGGUGGGAGAAUUCGAUGGCGUCUUCUGGGUUCCUGUCCCUUGCCGAGAGAGAUGGGAGAGGUAUUUGGCGUCUGUUGCAGAGAGAGAUUAGGGGUUUUGCACAGAGGGUGGGUGGGCGAUUCAAUUGAGGAGCUACAAGGAUGGGGGCUCCAUCUCUAUUCUCGCUUGCUGAAACUUUCCGCCCUUCAGCUCCGGCCCCAGGUGCGUGAAGGUGACGUGGACCUGGUUGACGUUGUCUUCAUUCACAGUUCCGGACGACAGUUCUGAACCUCUGGCGAUUCCGACUGAGAAAGAGGUCAAUAACAGCAAGGUUUUUUGGUCACUUGUUUAUGUUUGUGGAUGCCUUGUUGAAAUUAUCUGUGUCCCAUGUGCUUCAUCUUCUGCUGGUGAAACCAGAAAUAUAACCGUUGGAUCAUUUGCUAGCAAUUAGUAGAGGGGGAUGGGGGCUUCAUCUCUAUUCUCGCUUGCUGAAACUUUCCGCUCUUCAGCUCCGGCCUCAGGUGCGUGAAGGCGAAGUGGUCCUGGUCGACUGUCUCUCCCUCCACAGUUCUGGACGAUGGUUCCGAAGCUCUGGCGAUUCCUACUGAGAAAGAGGUCAAUAACAAGAAGUUGAAGAGGAUCCUGCUGAUGCUGAACCUAAAUUUAACCCUUUUACUGGAUCUGGAAGACGCUUGGAUGGGAAGCCUUUGAAAUAUAAGCCAGCACUAGCUUCUUCCUCAGGAUCCAAAGACAAGAAACCUGCAGUCACCAAUGGAAACGCACAACCUUCUACAGGAUCUAGUUCACAAGCUACCAGUUGUCAGGCUCGGGGAAAACUUGUUUUCGGAUCAAAUGCCAGUCGCUCUCCAAAGGAGACAAAAAAAGGAAGCUGCAAAAGAGACUAAGAAAGAGAAACAGCCGGAAGUGAAAGAAGACCCGAAAUUCCAGCCUUUUAUCAACUUUUAGUCAGGAACCGCUUGUUAAGAAAAUGGGUCCAAAUUCAGAGCUGCAUUCUUCUUCCCUCAAAAUAAGAAGAAAACGCUUCCUCAACUCCAUAUUUUGGCACCUCAGGAGCUUGAAGGGCUCUCAGAUCCGAUGAGGAAGGAUGUUUCACAAGUUCGUAAGAAGAUCAAUGUGAUUAACAAAGAGUUAAUGUCACUAGGACAUACCUGCCAGAAGAAGGAAAAGGAAUACAGAGAUGCACUUGAGGCUUUCAAUGAAAAGAACAGAGAAAAAGUGCAGCUUAUCACAAAGCUAAUGGAGAUUGUUUUGUUGUCGUGUAACAUUUGAUGCAGCUGGUGAGCGAAAGUGAGAAGACAAAGAUGAAGAAGCUUGAGGAGCUGAGCAAGAACAUACAAUCAUUAAAGUGAAGAAAUAGCAGCCUAUGUGGGUAACUGAUGAUCUGAUUAGGUUUGUGUGAUGAUUUAUUUAAGGUGAGUUUUUUUUUACGUUUACAUAUGUGGGUGGUGAUUGGCAUUUGGUGUAAUUUCUAAGUUGGUUUGUUUCAUUAAUUUGUGCUUGGUAAAAACAUUUGGCUGAUUUAGGCAGGAAAAUAACCUUUAAAUUUAAACAGGUUUGUAACUAAAAGCAUCUGGCCUUGCAUUUUUCUUCUCAUUUUUCCAUGUAUCCAAACACAUACUACCCUACUUCCUAGUGUAAUGUGGGGUGCUUUGAAUUUAUUCCUAUUCUUUGUUCUAACUUUUUAUGGAUUGCAAAGGCCAUGAUAUUUAUGUAAUAAUGUAAAGUUUUAUGAGUGAUUUUGGGACAAAUGGAGUGUAUUUUGUUCAAUUUUUCUUCAGUACUCGGCUCUAUACGGAAGGAUUGCAUUUUCUACUCCUACCCCCACAACACCAUGAUCUUCUUCUCUCUUUUCAUGGAUUCUUGUGACUGUAACCUCCAUAUGCUGAGAUCUCUCCCGGUCUUCAAGAACACCAUCAACCACGGUCCACUGUGAGAGUAUCAAAAAAACCCACCAUCCCCAUUUUCCAAGUUUUCCCUUUACUCUCUCCAAAUAUUGAAUCUUUCUGCUCUUCUGCUUGUUGGGUUUUGUUUGUUUUUUUCAUUUUUUUUGGGGAAAAAAGGUAAAGAAAAGGGUUUUUUUUUUUCUUUUUGUGUUGGGGGGUGGGGAGUUGAUCAAGAGCUUGCAUGGGUACGGAUUGGAUCAGGGGAAGAGAAAUAAGCUAGAGAGGGAGUUUGUGUUCAGGGAAAUGGGUUGUAUGUGGAGCUGACAGCUGAGCCACUUCUGAGAUUGAUGAAAUUUCCAGCUUCCAAAGUGCUCCAAGGGCAUGUCAAUGGUUACUGGGUUUGCAUUUUAGCAUUUCAUAAGAAUUCACCUUCGGAUUUGACAUGCAUUCACUCUAUUCUUUCAGUCUUCACGUACCCUUUUCAGUCUGAUGAAUUUAUUCUUAUGUUGUCUCGCUGCUUUUGAUGUUUUUCACGGUAUUGUUCUUUUGGUUGGGGGUUGUCGUUAUUUGUGUUUGUGUUUAUGUUUGAGAUGUACCAAUUGCAGUAUUACCCGAUUACGGAUGUCUACAUUUUUUUGGACCUUUUACCAUUUUAAAUUUCGCUCAUUCCCUGACAAUUCCUGACUUAGCCACUGACAGAAGACAAACACGUAUUUUGUUGGGGCUUCACUUGUUUGGUCUUUUCAAAGAAAGAAGAAAGGAUUAUGAGAUGUAUUGGAAUACAGAUACAUGAUAUACUGAUUCUCACAUAUUAUAGUGCGUGGAUUGAUUAUUAAUGUUAUAUUCUAAAGUA